AUUUUAACUCUGUCAAGCGGCUUUUCAGUCGGGAAGAUAUCGGCGCGGAGAGAGCUGAAGGAACAGAAACAAUAGGCCUUCUACGUCAUUUUAGGAGAAAACUCAAGAGAUCACCACACUGCUCAGUCAGAGCACACGCUGUUCAAGUGCCAUGAAAUGUCCCAUCGUCAAGUCUGCUAAAGAGAACACGAUGGAGAAGAGUCCGUUAGCAGAAGCACCUGCUACAAAGUCUAAAGCACUCUAUGUCGAAGAUUCCCCCAAAAAGGAGCCAGCCCCUGUUAAAUCUCAGGAUCGACCCGCUGGUCAGAUGACUGGCUUCUUCUCCACUAAGAGCAGCACCAGUGCAGUUGAUAACAAAGAGAACAGCACUGGCAGAGAGCAAGAUGAGGCCCUGGAAGAAUACUUUGAGGACAGUGGUUAUUUAUCUCUGCAGAGUAGUCAUAUUGAUCACCAAGGAGAUGAAGAAGAGGACCAUGUCGCCGAGACACACCAGUGGAAAAGGCUUUCAUCGAGUAAUUCCCCCUCAAACCGCCAUCAAAGGACUAGAAUCAGCUUUUCAAGGUCUCUGGCAGUUUCCACACCUGUGGAUCAUCAUGGAAGGAGCACAGCAGCUCUGUCGUCCACCCCCAACCUGCCCAUUUUGAGAUUCCAGCAGGCUGUUUGUGAGGAGCUCACAAAGAGCUACAAGAAGAAUAGGAGGUAUGACUUUAGCGUCAUCUCAAGGAUAGCAGAGAAGUAUCCUUUGGAUCGUGUGAUCGGAGGACAAAUCGGCGUGGAGAACGUCGACGUGUUCACAGCUCUGCUUUCCAGGAACAUGAAAAGCAUCCUGGCAGACAUCCUGGCUCUGCUAGGAGACAUGGACCUCAUAAGUUGUAAGAAUGUGAGCAAGACGUGGAAGAAAAUCAUAUGUGAGGAUUUGGCUGCUGCGAGGAGGUGUCAGCAAGCUGAGCAGGCUCUCAGGGAGUCGAGAAGCUCUCAGAGAAAUCCUGCUAGCGGUCUGACCAGAGACGUCGGUGCAUCCAGGGUGGUGCUGUCCUGCAUGCAGGUUCUGGCCUCCAGACGCACUUCUUCCUGCCAGAAGAGCAGCAUGCCCUCACAGUGCACACGCUUCGACGAAUAUGUGCAAGCAGCCAGCACUCUGAAGCGGCACGAGUCUCUGCGUUCCUGCAGACGUUGCAGGUCUCCUGCCACCCACAUGACCGAGGCCCAGAGGGCCAUCUGCUCCCGGGCCAGCUGCCUCUUUGACUUCUGCACUCGCUGCCAGGAGCCUUUCCACGGCUCCACCCCCUGCCGGACAGUCAAACCCCAUGUCCACUUCGCUUCCUCCAAAGAAACCGCCAUCAUCCCGGGCAGCGCUCGCAGCAAGAGAAACGUCAAGCGCUUGUGAUGAAGGUUCACUCCAGCCUGUUUAUUUUUUUUUUAAGAGACUCAAUAUCAAUCUUGAGAACGGCAUCAGAAAUGACUGUAUCAUGCCGAACAUGAGAUGAGCGAGCACUUGAAGCACAGCUGGGGCACUCUACCUGAAACUGUUGUUGCUUGUGAGCAGUGACUUUUAUUGUAUAUAUAUAUAUAUUUCUUCUUUUUUUUUCAAAAAGAAAGCAAUGGAAAAUGUUGAGCUUUAAACUGUAUGUUUUUAUUGUCUUUUAAAACAGAAUAAAUGUGAGUACAUUUUCAGGUUUUCUUUUAGAGGCAUUUUUAAAUAAAUGUUUGUUGUAGUAGGUCUUGUUCAGAUUCUCUGCAGCUAUAUAAUCUAUUUGUAAAUA
Poeciliopsis prolifica (blackstripe livebearer) is the source of this 1763-nucleotide messenger RNA. It is a transcript of the gene fbxo5, whose product is annotated as F-box protein 5. The coding region runs from base 152 to 1387 and encodes 411 amino acids. The transcript has 6 exons. Gene Ontology annotation, biological process: regulation of mitotic nuclear division; negative regulation of meiotic nuclear division. Gene Ontology annotation, cellular component: nucleus. The record is from RefSeq and is a predicted model, not a curated record. Gene Ontology annotation, molecular function: protein binding. NCBI's taxonomy places the organism in Eukaryota, Metazoa, Chordata, Actinopteri, Cyprinodontiformes, Poeciliidae.